Lingula anatina is the source of this 735-nucleotide messenger RNA. RefSeq lists its product as uncharacterized. NCBI's taxonomy places the organism in Eukaryota, Metazoa, Brachiopoda, Lingulata, Lingulida, Lingulidae. The record is from RefSeq and is a predicted model, not a curated record.
AUGACAACCAUUGAUGACAGUUUACCUGUAGAGUCAUAUGAAACCAAAGUGCCAGUUGACAUUGAUGUGUCUCUGAAGGCAUCUAGUGUUGAGUCUGAUUUGUCAUUUGACAAGGGUAAGGACGCCCUCAGUCGUGAACAGUUACUGUUGGAACAAAGUAAAGAUCCAGAUAUUGUCAGACUUACUAAAAGAGCUCUUCCAAUGGAAGAAACAGCAAAAGUCGGAGAGUGUUUUUACCUCAAAGACAACAUCCUUAUGCGAAAAUGGCGUCCACCUGAUGCAUCAGCUGACGAGGUGUGGUGUAUUAUUCACCAGGUAGUGGUUCCUGUAGUAUAUCACAAGGAUAUCAUGAGUUUAGCUCACGACACCCCUAUGGCAGGUAUCCCCAAGGCUAUUCAGUCAGACCAGGGCUCAAACUUUAUGUCAGGAUUGUUUCAGCAGGUCAUGCAUGAAUUAGGUAUUAGGCAGUACAAGUCUUCUGCUUACCACCCUGAGUCUCAAGGUGCACUGGAGCGAUUUCACCAGACCCUCAAAACCAUGAUAAAAACACAUUGUUACCAGAAUGAAAAGGACUGGGAUGAAGGGGUUCACCUUGUGUUGUUUGCUGCACGAGAAGCUGUGCAGGAGUCCCCGGGGUUCAGUCCCUUUGAAUUAGUGUUUGGUCAUACUGUCAGGGGACCAUUGAAAUUAUUGAAGGAGAAAUGGUUGACUGAGACUAGUGAUCUCAAUCUUUAA